CCGAAGCGAGCCGAGCACAGAACUGCAGUCGUGCUUUCGAGUCGGCAGUCAGAGGUGAACAUGGACACGGGAGGUACACAUCAACGGAGCGAGUGCGGCGUAAACAUCUAACAAAUGAGCUCUAGGUUGAAAUCGCCAGAGACAAUGCCAAAACAACCGCCUCCUAAAUGCAAACAGAAACGGACUAGAAGAAUCAUGGUUCAUUUUUGACGAAACAGCUGUCAUAUGUGCUAGUACUAGUCAAGACAACAAGGACAGACUCCUGUUUUGUGGCUUGCUUCUUCUCGUUGCAUGCGGAAGCUAUGAAGUCGUGACUAGAAAUAGUGGAGAAACUGUUUUAUAUAACGUAUUCAAAGCGAAUGUGAAGUGGACAAGACUGCGGGCUUAUGUGCAGUUAAAUGUGUGUGUUUGUGUUGGGUGAUGCAGGCUGGUCACAUCACGGUCUGCUUCCUGGACGAAGCCUAAAUAUUAACUGCAAGAAGCUGGUCCAUUCAUGGCCUAUAUUGUGCACAGAUGUCAGAAGAAAAACAUGUGCUUUAGGCACGAAAUAUCUGUAAAUAAUCUAGUCAGCAAAUUUGUAUGCGUUAGAUGUGAGUGGGCGUAGAAAACAGGAAAAAUUGUAACUAAGCAGAGUGCAGUGAUUGAUUUUAGUGUCUCGUGGAUCAAAGAACAUCGGCGCAUGUGCGUACUGUCUGUGUUGGCUCUGUGCCCCUGAACACAUCAGUUGAUGGGGACACAUCUCAAGUGGGUCAGUACAAAAAUCACGAUACAGGAAACAACUACAAGGCAUUUGAUGGAGAUGGACGGAACGUGACGGCCAUGGGAGCCAACAUGGGCAAGAACUCGUCCCUUCUGGACGCCUUGCCGUCCACCCAGGCCACACUGCACGUGGUCAUGUUGGGUUUGGACAGUGCUGGCAAAACAACUGCCCUGUACCGCCUCAAGUUCGAUCAGUACCUCAACACUGUUCCCACCAUUGGCUUCAACUGCGAGAAGGUGAAGGGAACGACAGGCCGUGCGAAAGGAAUCAACUUCCUGGUGUGGGACGUCGGCGGGCAGGAGAAACUGCGCCCCUUGUGGAAGAGCUACACUCGCUGUACCGACGGCAUCGUUUUUGUGCUGGACAGCGUCGACGUGGAAAGAAUGGAGGAGGCCAAGAUGGAAUUGGUGAGGACUGCAAAGUCUCCGGAUAACACCGGAGUCCCCAUCUUAGUCCUAGCAAACAAACAGGAUCUUCCUGGUGCAAGGGAGCCCAGAGAACUGGAGAAACUCUUAGGGCUUCAUGAAAUAGGGGUAGGGAGCAGCAGUGCGGGGGGACAGAACUCGUCUUCGUGUGGGGGAUCCCCGGUUCACAUGUGGCACGUUCAACCUGCGUGUGCGAUCACUGGGGACGGACUGCAUGAGGGUAUGGAAGCGUUGUAUGAAAUGAUACUGAAGAGACGAAAACUAGCAAAGCAGUGCAAGAACAAGAAAAGGUAGAGAGAGAGGAGUGAGUGAACGAACGAGUGUGUUCAUGUAUUUCGAUUCCUUUUUGUGUGUGUGUGUGUAUGUUGAAGCAUAUCGACUGUCUUGUCUGCUGUUGAGAUGAUUCGGGAAUGCAGCUGCUUGGCUUCAAAUUCAUUAAUGUAAAUAUGACCAACUAAAAGUUGCUUUGCCCCUACCUCGCCCACGCCCUAUUUGUCACAAGUUCUUUUCAUAGGAGUUGGAGGCUUGAUGAAUCUGACCAAAUAAAUUUGCACCAGGCCUACCUUACCAUGUACUUGAACCCGUAAACAUUAUUUUAAUACACCUACGUGACGUCAGCUAUGGUCUAUUUGUCACAAAAUUCGUGUUUCGUAAAGUUUACCAACAUAAUCGAACAAGCAUAUGUAAAUCACCCACAUAUUUCUACAUGGCGCGGUGUUUAAUUAAGCAUCAGAUACAUCUUUGCAAAACGAAUUGUAAACCACCUGUCACCUUUCAACUUUAUUGGAGAAAUACUGAAAAAUGUUUAAUAUUGCGUUUACAACUAAGACAUCUGUCGGUAAAUAUUGUAAUUUCGUAAAAAUGUGCGACAGAAUGAAGCACAUAUAAUGGUUACUGUAUUGUAAAGGUAAAACCAUAUUUAAAAAAAACUUUGUUAUUUAAUUUACUGUAAUAAACCGAAUGUUUAAGUCAGAAUAGGUGCAGUAGA
Messenger RNA from Zootermopsis nevadensis, 2173 nucleotides. RefSeq names its product ADP ribosylation factor-like 4 (gene Arl4). NCBI's taxonomy places the organism in Eukaryota, Metazoa, Arthropoda, Insecta, Blattodea, Termopsidae. Gene Ontology annotation, molecular function: GTPase activity; GTP binding. The record is from RefSeq and is a predicted model, not a curated record.